ACAAAGGUGAUUAAGACGAUGAAACAUAUUUGGUUUACUGAUUCAACAGGUUUCCCUAUUUUUCCGUGAUGCAUUGUGGGAUACCGAGUCUCAGUAGGUGUAAUAAUUCUCCCUAAACCCGGGAACAGCUCGACAGUGUGAAGUGUCGCUGUCGCCAACAGACUCUACUUAUCUCACUUCCUGUCUCAGCAGCUGUCAAUCAAACAGAUACUUCCUCAGCUUCUCCUCACUCGGACUCAGUGAGUCGUUCAGAGUCUUUCUCACCAUGCAGCUUGUCCUCCUUCUCUGUCUUCUGUCCCACUUUACCAGGGUUACAGCUGUGGCAGAUUGUCACAGUGACAGGGACAAGGACCACCGGCCCAGGGUGAACUGCACGGCGGCCGGGUACAGCAGUAUCCCAGGGGAACUCGAACCCACGACCAAGGUUCUGUUAUUCCCCAGAAACCUGUUCUCCAGUUUGUCCUGGUCCUCCUUCAAGAUUUUUACGGACCUCUAUGAGAUCGACCUCACAGGCAACCAGAUUCCAGAGGUGAUCCCCAGCGCCGCUCCCAUCCUGCCCACCCUCAGUGUUCUCCGACUGGGUUGGAACCGCCUCAGGUCCAUCCCUGAUGGCUCCUUCACCGCCUGUCCUGCGCUGACCGAACUCCACCUGGACAACAACAUCAUCAACGCUCUGAGCAACCACUCCUUCUCUGGACUCAGUAAACUGGAAAUCCUGGAACUGUCGUCCAAUCAUAUCAAAGUGCUUCCUGAGCUCAUGCUCCACCCCGUUCCAGCCAUAGAGACCCUGUAUCUGGAGUUCAACCAGAUAAAAGUGAUGCCGAACAAUUGGUUUAGCACGAAGGAGGAUGUGCCAUACCUCUAUCUCUCAGCCAAUCCCUGGGUGUGCUCCUGUUCCCUUCAGUACUUGCACAAGUACCUUGAUGACUAUCUCAACAUCUACGUCCGCGAUGGUCCAAUUAUAAAGAUGGAGGAAGAAAGUGUUAUAUGUGAUUCUCCACCGAGGCUCAGAGGUCAACCACUGCUGCGUCUGGAGGAGGCUCUGUGUCCGACUGGUGACGAGGAAGAAACCGACUCUCAUGACAUGCAGGCUACUACUGCUGCUGUUGCUGCUUCCUUGACUGUCACCAGCAUUUCCUCUUCUCCUGCUACCACCCCCACUGCUACUGUCACCCCCACUAUGGGCUUGGUACAACUCCACACAGUGUACCACAGAGUAGUCACAAAGUCCUGGUACCAAACUUUCACCAGAUUUUUUGAGAAGUCAAGCCAUUCGGUGGAAGAGCACACAGUAAGGGGAUCAAUGUUUGGGUCACAUCUUCCUUCUGAAAGUCCUGCGAUCAUGUCAACGGCUGCACCCAUAAAACCAUGGACAACUGAAUCGUUACCUUCAACUGUUACAUCAACCACUCCAAAACUGCAGCUAGUCACGACCCCUGCCACCACUGAGGCAGCAACCACGCCAGUCUCCUCCUGGGUAUUUGACGGGGCUGCCGGUGGUGAACGUCGUGAUAGAAUUGGUUUGGUCAGAGCUUCAGGAGUAUACUGCUUCUGGCUUUUUGCUGUGUGCGUGCUGCUGUGUGCUGUGUCGGUGUUGUGCAUAUUUGCAACUCUGGCGAGAUUAGUGACCUGGUACAGGACGGUGUACAAGCCUCUGAAUGUGGCACUGGCAAGACAGGGGGUGUGUGGUGAGGGAGUGAAGCUGUUAACGUACAACAGGAGGGAGGAGAAGGAAGUGGCAGGAGGGGGAGGAGGAGUGGUGGCACUGUAUCGCUCUGUUCUUUUCGUCCACAGAGAGGAAGAAGAAACUGUGGGAAGGGAGGACAGAGUGAGUGAAGCUGACGGAGCAGGACAAGGAGGGAGGGAAAGACUUCUCGUCACUCUGGAGCCGACGGGAGAAGAAGUGAAGAGAGAGGAUGAAGGAGAGAGAGGAGCGAUAGAGGAGAGGGGGGUCUACCGGAAGACGCUGUACCGUCUGUUGAGCAAAGAGGAGGCCAUAUCUGGAUGGAGAGAUGUGAUGGAGGAGGAGUGUCGGGUCGCUGCAGAACAUGGAGGAGGUGGUGGGGGAGGAGCUUCUAGGAAGCGCUACAGUGUGAUUCUGAGGGAGGAGAGGGGGGAGGAAGGGGGAGGGAGGGAACAACUGGAGUGGGUGGUGGGUGGUUGGGAGGUGAAAGGAGGACGGGGAGGUGGCGAAGGGACGGGGCCAAGGAGCAGUUGGGGGGAGUGGCUGGCAAACUACUUACCCAGCAUGCCCUGGGGGGUGACCAUGCCUCCUGAAGGGGAGGCAGCUCAGUGAUGUCACAUGAGGUUUUUUUUUUUCUCACUUCAUUAUGAUUCGUGUUUAUUUCAUGUCUCUGAGGAAAAACAUGAAAAGUAUGUUGAUGUACAUGUGAUGUUUAAGAUCAUGAAUAUUAAUUGUCUUCAUUAAUCAUUUGAAUUUCUCCACAGCUGCACACGCAGCUCACGUACAUGUGACGAGCCGAUCAUGCUUCUGUUUAUUAAAAACAUGUUUGUUCACAAGUGACGACUUUUGUUUUUGUUUCUACUGGUUGGGUUUGUGAUUGUUGACUGUUCUUCUGCGACAUAAGCUCUGUCUCAAUUCAGGGGCCACAUCCUGCGGUGGACCCAGUCUAUGCAGCUGACGUUGAGUAAACCAUGACGGCCGAACCGAAAUGAGACCAACUGGUCUUCUUAUUUGCAUCACCUGCUUGC
This is a messenger RNA of Paralichthys olivaceus (Japanese flounder), 2712 nucleotides long. Its product is annotated as platelet glycoprotein Ib alpha chain-like. NCBI's taxonomy places the organism in Eukaryota, Metazoa, Chordata, Actinopteri, Pleuronectiformes, Paralichthyidae. The record is from RefSeq and is a predicted model, not a curated record. Gene Ontology annotation, molecular function: protein binding. Gene Ontology annotation, cellular component: plasma membrane.